AUGAAGAGCAGCAUGCUCCUCGUGAUCCUUGUUCUCCAGGCCGUCUUGGUGAUGGGAAUCCUCUCACACGCCAACGCUGAAUUCCCGAAGUGCUGCGACAACUGCAGGUUCUUCUCAGGGGCUGUAGUCUGUGACGACGCAAGCCCGAAGUGUCGCGACGGCUGUGUGAACUGUCGCGUGGUGAAGGCGACCCAUCCCCAGACGUUUCGGUGCGCCGAUGGACGCGUCGAUGAUGGCUCGCCAUGUCCGCCUUGCAAGAAGCACUGA
This is a messenger RNA of Lolium rigidum, 267 nucleotides long. RefSeq lists its product as uncharacterized. NCBI's taxonomy places the organism in Eukaryota, Viridiplantae, Streptophyta, Magnoliopsida, Poales, Poaceae. Bases 1 to 267 code for a protein of 88 amino acids. The transcript is spliced from 2 exons. Gene Ontology annotation, cellular component: extracellular region. The record is from RefSeq and is a predicted model, not a curated record. Gene Ontology annotation, molecular function: serine-type endopeptidase inhibitor activity.